AUGAACAGUGACACACCUACUACACACGCCCCUCCCCUGCAAGCUUGGUUCCGCGCACCCCCCAUGUUCCUAGACUCCUUGACCAUCCUGUUCGUUCUUGAUGAGCUCGUGCUUGUCGCUAUGGAUUUUCUUCGUCACCUAGACCUCAGCCAAGACUGGAGACGACAAAAAGAGGAAGGGCUUUCGGAAGCCGCUGCUAAACUCACUUUCUCACAAACACCUCGAAAAGUCGCCGAGCUGGCCCAAUUCAAGAGCGAGUCUCCGCUCUGCCUUUUGCGGGCGGAGAUACCACCAUCCAUCGUGAGUGUGGAAGACCGUCUCGAUCAGGGGCGCACGCCUCGCCCAUAUGCCAACAGCUCCUCCGCUGGAAGACUGGGUUCUCAGGCUGUUGCGGUGGACUUUGCCGCCCUCUUAAAGGCAUCUGGCUCUCAUGAGCCUUCUGUCUCGCCGCCUCGUCGAACCCAGCCAGCUCCAGCUUUCACUUAUCAGCAGCUCCCUCCCAAGAUUCCAGCAGCUUCACCCCGACCUGUUGCGCAUGUUCCGCCUCCACCACCUGUAGCCCCUGCACAGAUGUCUGGAAGACGAGGCAUGCCUCCCCAUACCGGAGACCAGCCGCCUGUCAAAAAGCAGAGUAAGUGGUCGCCAGAGGAAGACGCACUCAUCAUUGAGCUCAGGGGGAAGGGGAUGAAGUGGGAGGAUAUCUCAAAGCGCUUGCCUGGUCGAAGUGCGAUAAGUUGCCGCCUACAUUACCAAAAUUACCUCGAAAGGCGGAGUGGAUGGGACGAAGAGCGCAAGAACAAGCUUGCCAGACUCUACGAAAGAUUCAAGCCUGAAAUGUGGGCUAAGGUGGCGGAAGAGAUGGCUGUCCCUUGGCGAGCAGCAGAGGCUAUGCAUUGGCAGCUAGGAGAGGCAGACAUGGCUAGACGUGCAGGAGUCAUCCCUUUCUCGUUGGCUGCAGUCAACGUCGAAGGAAACAACAACCACAGGAGCUCACCAUCACGCAGCCACAUUCACUCACAUUCCCAGGGAAGCAUGCCUCGCGACCUUGGAGUCCCAUCACCACGAGUUGUGUACAACAGAGCGCCACCAUUGCCCCCUGCCAGCAACCGAGCCAUCAUUUCCCGCCGAGAAUCGAUCCCACCACCUCCCCCUCUACCAAUGGGUCCUGAGCCUGCCGAAGUCCAAUAUGUACCAGGCCCUGGAUUGGCACCGAUUCAGAACCAGCCUACGCCUCGAAGUGCUGGCAUACUUCCUGGAUUUGCUGAACUCACUGGUGGUGUCAGUCCCUACAGUACAGCUUCUGCUGUGCCCAACAUAGGACCCGCGGCCGGGUUAGGCCAAGGACCCUUGUAUUCAAGUCUCGCCAGUUACUCGAUUGAGUCGGCCGGAUCCAAGAGAAGAGCUUCCCCAGACCCGUAUCAAUACGAGCCAAAUCAACGACGACGCAUCGCAUAG
Molecule: messenger RNA, 1455 nt
Organism: Fusarium poae
Lineage: Eukaryota; Fungi; Ascomycota; Sordariomycetes; Hypocreales; Nectriaceae
Exons: 4
Coding region: 1-1455 (484 amino acids)
Biological process (GO): regulation of DNA-templated transcription
Cellular component (GO): nucleus
Molecular function (GO): RNA polymerase II cis-regulatory region sequence-specific DNA binding; DNA-binding transcription factor activity, RNA polymerase II-specific
Source: RefSeq, a predicted model, not a curated record